CUCCUCGGUGCCCUGGGGCUGGGGGGCGGGGGACUGGGCGGGGCGGCCCGGGACGCCUGGGUCUUUGCCCCUCCCAUUUGCUGGGCUUCCGUGGCUCCGUCCCCGGGAGGCCGGGCAAGGCUGGCAGAAGAGGGGAAGUCUUCAGAGAUGAAAAGGAUCUUGCCAGGUGGAGAAGAGAGAAAGGGCACUGCGAGCAGAAGGAAGAGUGAACAAAGGACGGAGGCGUGAAGAGUGCACAUCAUAGUUAGAGGACUUGGUCUGAUCUGGUGCCUGUGGAAGGUGCUCUGUGGAGGGGAGGGUAGCCGGCAAGCAGGGAAGGGGAGGGCUAGCUGGGGAGGUCUGAGCUCCUGCCGGCUCAGAGAGGCUCAGCAGUGUCUUAGGUUUAAUCCUGCCCCCACCCCCGUUCCCCACAGAUCCCCCUCUGACCCCACCCGUAGGUACCCUCCCCUUCACCCAACCCCCAGCCUGGCCGCUCCCCGCCACUGAAUGGACUUCUCUCUGGGCCUACGUCUGGGGCCUCGGAACAAGAAAGCCAGCCAUCAACAGCCACCUGCGCCCUCUGGACACUGCCCACCAGCUGCCUCCCCUUGUCCGUCCUGCCCCCCCUCUGCCUGUGCCUGCCCCUACCCAGCCUGUCCCCCUCCCACCUGCUCCUGCACCGCCUAUCCUUCCUACGCAGCUCCCUGCCCCUCCUGUCCUGGCCUCCCGGGCCCACCCUGUACCUGCUCCUGCCCUCCCUGCCCCGCCUGUCCUCCCUUGACUUAUCCCCACAGUGCCUGCAGCCAGUGCUCUGGCCAGCACUUGACCUGCUGCCGCCCCUCUCCUUGCCCCAUGUACCCUUGCUCCAGGGGUCGAGCCACCUGCUCCAGCUCCUGCUGGGGCUGCAGUGACAGCUGUGGCUGUGGUCGAGGGGCUGCCUGGGGACCUCCAGGCUCCACUGGCCACUGCAGCUGCUGCUUUAGGGGACAGCGCACCUCUCGGCACUGUCUGAUUGUCUAGGAGGCGGUUGCCCCUUGGGAGAGUGCCCAUCUCCUGGAGCACUUCUGCAGGCAGAAGAUCAGCUGGACCCUCUCCCAGGCAGGGAGGGGGGCAGGCUGCUCAGAGCCCCCUGGCCUCCUCCUCAGUCCUGGGAGUGAGAGCCAGGCCUCUGUUUUGAAGCUAGUUUCUGGACACGCUCUCACUGGUUCCAGAACCUCCUCUUCUGCAACUUCUGCAAUGGAAAAUGUUCUUCUCAGGGCUUCUCCUGUGGUCCCUGAAGAAGAACUCCAGCUGAUGUAGAAGACAUAUGGAAUUAGGAAAAUCACCGUUUUUGCAACCCCUAAUGAAAUAACUGAUCAAAGAAAGACUCUUCAAUGGAUGAAGCUAAGGAUGGUGGUUGAUGGAGAACGUUACAAUGGAGGAAUGAAGCUGUAACUACCUGACCCCACUGAUGAAUCUUAGCAUCACUAAAAAGGGCACAACCACAUAGCCUGUACCUCCUGAUAUGAUGCAAUCUGAAGCACUCAGCACCACCUGUGAAGGACUCUUGCCAAACAAAGAAACAAACAAAAAAAAACUGAGCAUGAUUCUACUCAAACCCUACCACUAACCUCCAUUUAAUAGGAAAUAUGGGAAGUGGAGAACAAAUUAAAUGGCACAACAAGAAAGUAAAACAAAAAUAAUAAUAAAAAAAAAAAGUAAAACAAAAUAUCCAGAAUGUGGGACAUUCUAAAGGAAAUCUGACCUGAUUUCUUCAACUAGUCAAUGGCUGAACAGGAGGGUCAAUGAGAGGGUGGCGUACAAAGACAGCCACUACACAGGAUAAGUGGACCUUGUUUGAUUCCUGAUGGGGACCUCCCAAUUGUAAAAAGACAUUUUUAGACUGUUGAAAACAUUUAAUUAUUUAUUUAACAUUUAAUUAAACAUUUAAUUUAAUUAUGAACGGGGUACUUACAAUGCCAAGGAAUCAGUGUUGAUUUUGUUAAAUGUGAAAAUGGCCUUGAGGUUAUGUAAGAAAAGGUCCUUAUUUCCUAGAGAUGCAUACUGAAGCAUGGAAUGAAGUGAUGUAUUUAAGUAUUUUGGCAAAUAAAAGAAAGGAGGAAAAGGAACAAAAGGAUAAAAAUCAAUAUUGUUGAAUUAAGUAUAUAGGGUUUCAUAGAACCUCUUUACCUUUAUUUGAACAUUUUCAUAAUAAAAGUUUUAAAUGAUG
This is a messenger RNA of Bubalus bubalis (water buffalo), 2188 nucleotides long. RefSeq names its product sperm mitochondrial-associated cysteine-rich protein. The transcript is spliced from 3 exons. The record is from RefSeq and is a predicted model, not a curated record. Lineage: Eukaryota; Metazoa; Chordata; Mammalia; Artiodactyla; Bovidae. Bases 487 to 999 code for a protein of 170 amino acids.